Messenger RNA from Aphanomyces astaci, 949 nucleotides. RefSeq lists its product as hypothetical. The record is from RefSeq and is a predicted model, not a curated record. Bases 1 to 906 code for a protein of 301 amino acids. Gene Ontology annotation, molecular function: ATP binding; ATP hydrolysis activity. The transcript has a single exon. Lineage: Eukaryota; Oomycota; Saprolegniomycetes; Saprolegniales; Verrucalvaceae.
AUGGCGACCUCGACCGAGGUCACCGACGACGCCGCCCCCCUUUGCAAGCGCUAUGCGUUGGGCGAAGACAAGACGUUCAAUAGCUUGUUCUUUGAGGAAAAGGACGCGUUGCUGACGUUGCUCAACAACUUUGACCUGAAACGAGGCAAGUUUGGCAUUCCCGGGUUUCCGUACAAGUUGGGUCUGUUGCUGCACGGCCCCCCGGGCACGGGCAAAACCAGCCUCAUCAAAGCCAUCGCCCAGCACACCAAGCGCCACAUCGUCAACAUUUCACUGAGUAAGAUCAAGACCAACCAGGAACUGAUGGACAUGAUGUGCGACCUCAAGUUUGCCGUCCAAGGCGAAGAUUUGCCGGUGAAGCUCGGGUACGAACAGGUCGUGUUUGUGAUGGAGGACAUCGAUUGUGCGUCCAACGUGGUGCACGCUCGAACUACCAGUCACGACAACAAAACUACAGACACAGCAACCAACGACAUCCAAGCGCUGGAUGACGCGGCGCUCACCAAAGCACUGGCAGACAUGAUCAAGAGCAGCCCCUCGAACAGUUCAAAGUUCGAAGCCAAGGACAAACUCAACCUGUCGGGGCUACUGAAUGUGCUGGACGGGGUCGUGGACAGUCCCGGGCGCAUCCUCAUCAUGACCACCAACCACCCCGAGAAACUCGACCCCGCCCUCGUCCGCCCUGGUCGCGUCAACAAGAAGCUGCUUUUGGGCCACAUGACGCCUCGGCAAGCCCAGUUGAUGAUGGAGCAUUAUUUCUCGACCACGCUGGAUGCCAAACAACGGAUGGCCGUCGACGAAGUGUUUGCGACAAAAGCCACGACCGUGUCCCCCGCCCAGGUGGAACAACUUUGUGCCGAAUACGACGAGGUCUCCGACAUGCUAGUAGGCUUGAUGGACCUCUAGUUUUCCUUAUCAUUCAAAUAUAUUUAUUUAUACAUAUAUGUAG